AGUCAGUCAGUUUGAAAGCGUUAUCAGAAGCAGUAACCAUGUUCUGGGUGUUAGCAGUUUUACUGUUUGUUACAGGCGGAUUAGCAAGUAGGUGCACCUUAUUCUAUGAGCCAUCUUACCCUCUCAUUUUUUUGCAAAAGUUUGGCUCCAACAAUACGUUCAUCAGCACAGAAGGUGUUCAACUACAUUUCGAUGAUGGACUACCAGUGACUGCUUAUUGCCCGACCAAUUUCAAAAAUUUAGAAAUUAAAGGUCCUCGCACCUAUGAAGAUGAUUACAAACUGAGAUUUUUGAAGCAGAUUACAUUUUCAUGCGAGGAUUCGCAUGUGAUGCUUGACAAGUCAGAACUUCAAAAUGAUGGAAAUCUUAGUUGUCCUGAAACAUCUCAAUAUUACGAAAGAUAUGUACCCGCAUGCAAAUACGAGGGUCUUGCCUUUGGAUUCUUCAUAGGGGAACAGGCCGUAGUUUUUGCUGAAGUCUGCUACAACCUGGAAUUCCUGCAGCCCAGUUUCCUGCAUUACGUAGCUGGCGAUCGCAGCACUAUCCUUGAGAAUCAGCCAACCCAAAAUGUUGCUAAUGUGACUUUUGACUUUGGAAUUUUCAUUGACGACAGUAACCUGGAAGAUGAGAAGCGAUAUUUAUCAGCCGAAUUGAAGUACUCAAUUCCUGAAUUCGCAGCCGCGGUAAAAUAUGAAUUGGAUGAAUUUAUUCCUUUAAAAAAAUCCUUAGGCAUUCUUGGAUACUACACCAAUGACUUUCGUAGCGUAAAUGUGAUCCCUUGGUGGAAACCCUUGAAAUUUGGUAACUGGAAGUCCGUAGAAGAAGCCAUCGAAGCGAUAUCAAGAGAUGAGACCUACGACAUUUUUGCUGGCACGUCAGGUGUUGUGAACUACCCUACCAUUGAUGGGGUCGCGUCUACCGGUGUACUUUCAUUUCCAGCAGUUGCACAUGAUCGAAAUUUACCAAAAUAUGUGUGGAAUUACAUUAGGAAAAGGAACCACCCGGACGAGGGUGUUGUUGUCAUUGGUGUUAAUACUCCAUUCGUUGCUAGCUCGAAAGGUGACUACAUCAUUUGCGAGGAUAUCUGUGACAGCAUUUCGUGGCUUAGUUCCAUAAAAGUGACUAGAAAAAUGGCAGCACUUGGUCAUACAUUUUGUUGCAAGCCAGCAGAAGUAGAAGAUAAAUUGGAUAACUUCCCAGUUUUUUUGAAUUAAAAAUGUAAUGUAAUAAUUUUAUGGCAAAAAAAUGCUGCACUAACAUGAAUAAAAUUGAACG
Hermetia illucens (black soldier fly) is the source of this 1275-nucleotide messenger RNA. RefSeq lists its product as uncharacterized. Gene Ontology annotation, molecular function: nucleic acid binding; hydrolase activity; metal ion binding. The record is from RefSeq and is a predicted model, not a curated record. The transcript has 5 exons. Bases 39 to 1214 code for a protein of 391 amino acids. NCBI's taxonomy places the organism in Eukaryota, Metazoa, Arthropoda, Insecta, Diptera, Stratiomyidae.